This is a messenger RNA of Nerophis ophidion (straightnose pipefish), 11217 nucleotides long. Its product is annotated as sodium- and chloride-dependent taurine transporter-like. Lineage: Eukaryota; Metazoa; Chordata; Actinopteri; Syngnathiformes; Syngnathidae. The record is from RefSeq and is a predicted model, not a curated record. The coding region runs from base 267 to 2147 and encodes 626 amino acids. Gene Ontology annotation, cellular component: plasma membrane. The transcript is spliced from 15 exons. Gene Ontology annotation, biological process: neurotransmitter transport; taurine transmembrane transport; sodium ion transmembrane transport. Gene Ontology annotation, molecular function: taurine:sodium symporter activity.
AAUUCCGAGGCGGGUGCGCGCCGUGAAGGCGUCGGACGCGCGGCUCUCCUGUUGCUCUGAGGAGGCAGAGCCGGUGAUUUUCCACUGGCGAUCAUAUCUCUCCGGUCCCCCCUCGUUUGAGGAGACAAAGGUCAGAAAGACGAGCUUAUAAAUAGGACAAAUUAAAGGCUGGCUGCGCGCUCAAGUCUCACUCGUGGACACAAGAGAAGGUUUUUCCAUUUUUUUUUUGGACGGAAUCAUUGAGAAUUUCCAUCAGGACAGCAGAAAUGGCUCAAAAAGAGAAGCUCCAGUGCCUGAAGGACUUCCACAAGGACACGCUGAAGCCGUCCCCCGGUAAGAGUCCCGGCACGCGACCCGAAGACGAAGCCGAGGGCAAGCACCCCCAGAGGGAGAAGUGGUCCAGCAAGCUGGACUUUGUUCUGUCCGUGGCUGGUGGCUUUGUUGGUUUAGGGAACGUGUGGCGUUUCCCGUACCUCUGCUACAAAAAUGGUGGAGGUGCAUUCCUUAUCCCCUACUUCAUUUUCCUGUUUGGUGGAGGCCUUCCAGUCUUCUUCCUGGAGGUCGCCCUGGGCCAGUUCACUUCCGAAGGUGGCAUCACAUGCUGGGGAAAGCUGUGCCCCAUCUUUACUGGCAUUGGCUAUGCCUCCAUCGUGAUCGUGUCCCUGCUGAAUAUCUACUACAUCGUCAUCCUGGCCUGGGGCCUGUACUACUUGUUCCAGUGUUUUCAGCCUGAGCUGCCGUGGGCCAAGUGCAAUCAGCCCUGGAACACGGAGCGCUGCAUUGAGGACACACACCGCAAGAACAAAAGCCUUUGGCUGCCUUCCAACUCCUCCAACUUCACCUCCCCUGUCACCGAGUUCUGGGAACACAAAGUGUUGGGCAUCUCCAACGGCAUCGACGAGAUCGGCUCCAUCAAGUGGGACUUGGCUCUGUGUUUGCUGCUAGUCUGGGUCGUCUGCUUUUUCUGCAUCUGGAAGGGCGUCAAGUCCACUGGAAAGGUGGUCUACAUCACGGCCACAUUCCCGUUCGUCAUGCUCAUCGUCCUGUUGAUUCGUGGCGUGACCCUGCCCGGCGCCUCUGAGGGCAUCAAGUUUUAUCUGUACCCUGACCUGACUCGCCUGAAGGACCCAGAGGUAUGGAUCGACGCAGGAACCCAGAUCUUCUUCUCCUACGCCAUCUGUUUGGGCGCCAUGACGUCUUUGGGGAGUUACAACAAGUACAAAUACAACUGUUACAGGGACUGUUUGCUGCUGGGAGCCCUCAACAGUGGUACCAGUUUUGUGUCUGGCUUCGCAAUAUUUUCCGUCCUGGGCUUCAUGGCACAAGAGCAAGGGGUGGACAUUGCUGAUGUGGCAGAGUCAGGUCCUGGCCUUGCCUUCAUUGCCUACCCCAAAGCUGUAACCAUGAUGCCUUUCCCCACGCUCUGGGCCAUCCUCUUCUUCAUCAUGCUACUGCUGCUUGGCCUCGACAGUCAGUUUGUGGAGGUGGAAGGGCAGAUCACAUCACUGGUGGAUCUGUAUCCGUCCUUCCUAAGGAAGGGUUACCGCAGAGAGAUCUUCAUCGCUAUCCUAUGCUGCAUCAGCUACCUGCUUGGAGUCACCAUGGUUGCCAAGGGUGGCAUGUAUGUGUUCCAGCUGUUUGACUACUAUGCAGCAAGCGGUGUGUGCCUUCUGUGGGUGGCAUUCUUUGAAUGUGUAGCUGUUGCCUGGGUUUAUGGCGUUGAUAACUUCUAUGAUGCUGUGGAGGACAUGAUUGGCUACAGACCAAACCCUUGGAUGAAGUGGAGCUGGUCUGUCAUCACUCCUUGCUUGUGCCUGAGCUGCUUCAUUUUCUCUCUGGUCAAAUACAAGCCGCUGACGUACAACAAGGUGUACAAGUAUCCUGAUUGGGCCAUCGGAGUGGGCUGGUUUUUGGCUUUGGCCUCCAUGAUCUGCAUCCCCAUGGUGGUGGUCAUCAAGAUCAUUCGAUCCGACGGGCCACUCAUCGAGAGGAUCAAAGCGGUGGCCGCCCCUGUCCGCGGGGGAGCGAGUUCCCGCCCGGCAGACCACUGCAGCCCCCGUGACCUGGCGUACCAGGUGGACUCCAUCGGGAACAAGGGAGUGCUAAUGAAGGGUCCCAGCCACACCAUCGUAGAAACCAUGAUGUAACGCGAGCGGGAGACGCUCUCCAUGAGAUCGCUCUCGCCCCCCCUGCUGUCCUUCUAAAGCUAAAGCUAACGAGCCUUCUGUUGUACUGUCGUCUCCGUCCGUGCGUCCGUCUAGUGGAAUGAAAAGGGUUUUAAGGAGAAAAAAAAAAUUGAUUUUUCAGGAAUACUUUGGGAGGAUAGAAAAACAUUUCCCAUAUGUCUCAGCUGAAGACGCAAUAAUUGAUUAGCUGCUGCUUCCAUUACUGGACAAGAACUUUGAUUCAAUAUUAAACCUGUUGGAUCCAACUGUGGAUUUUUUAAAGGCUCAGCCUAAAAAAAAGGCUCCAAAAAUCAAAGCUAAUUAUGACACGAAUGUGUUUUAACUGACCCCUCCCACAAACAAUUUUAGCUGCACUUGGAGGAUUUUGGAUAUGUCGAAAACACUCCAAAAUCACAUGACACAUCAAAGCCAAAAAAAAAAAGUACAAAAUCAAAGCUGCGAGUACUUUAGCUAACGCUAAGCUAACAGACAGAUCUUGGUCACAGCAGAAUCAGAUGAAUGUGGAUCUUCUCAAAAGCAGGAUCUUGGUUCCUACAACGCACCUUAGCACGUGUGACACCUCCCCCUCCCCCCAGGCCCCCACCUUACCUCUCGAGCCAUCAACUGCAGCGAUCCAUCCGGAAAGGAUUUGAACCCUUAAAUGUGUUGUGUUUCGCGUCGUGUCCAGUAUUAGCUGAUCCGUCUCUUAUCUAUCUCGAUAUCUCGCUGUUCUAGGGACCGUUUAGCGGCCGCACUACUCUUGGAUCGCAUUUAGUUUGUUUUACCGUAGAGGAACUUACUUCUUCUUCUUUCUUAAUCCCUCCUCUGUCUAUCUUCUAUUAGGAAUGUAGUCUUCUGGUGUUUGCUGUUGAUGAGCAUCGCAGUAGUGUCACGUAGAACAAUGCCUGACUGGUAGACAUCAUACGGGCUAAAGUAUUGGGACACCCAGAAACAGGAAGUGAACAUUUCGGGGCAGAGGUCUCGGCUGUACCACACAGCAGAGCAAAGACAGGGAGGGCAGGCAGGAGAGCUGCUAAGGGAAUUACUCCCAAAAAAGGGCAUAUAAUUAAAUUUUUUUUAUGUACAGUAGAACAUUCGUUUUGAGCACCCAUCUGUGUCGAUUGACAAAUCAGGUGCUGGUUGACAAUGUUCUUCUCAGGACUAAAAAGCGCACGCUUAAGUCGACGUUGACAUAAAACUUAAAACCCAAACGGGUCAUUUACAUGAAAACUGGUUAAUGUAGAACCCCCGCGACCCCGAGAGGGAAAAGUGAUAGACAAUGGAUGGAUAGUUUUGUCAGCUAAAAAUAUUCACUAUCCAGCAUUAACACUGUGUGACUUCCUGUUCAGUUCAAAGUCAGCUUCAAAAUAAAGACAUGGCAGUAUUAACUAGGUUUCUACCACAACUUUUUUAGAAGAGUUUUUUUUAGAUUGAUAGCGAUUUGCGUGUACGAAGGAGAUACUAAAUUGGGCCCCUAAGCAAAGUUUAAUAGGAAGGGUCCCUUAUUAGAAACAUUUUUAUUCAUGUGAAACUUUUACUUUUUUAAUUAAUUUUAUUUGAUAGGAUUUUUUUUCCGAUAAUUCAAUAUUUUAGUGCAAAAUAACACAUUUUACAUGAUUAAAACAUAAAAGGGCGACUUUUCCAGGAUGUACGCCCGAUUGCAGCUGAGAUAGGCUCCAGCGACCCCCCGCAACCCUAAAAGGGACAAGCGGUAUAAAAUGGAUGGAUGUAUAAAACAUAAAAUUGCAAACCCUUCUGACUCAACUCUCGAACCCAGUUCAAACCCUUAAAAGACCAGCACUGACGCAGCAUGCCCAAGCGAUAAUCUCUAGGUAUAUGUGCCAUUACAUUCCUAUCAGUGACAGAGCAGGAAGGGGCUCUGAAAAAGUUUGUGGCAAAAUUGUACAUGCACUUAUUCAUGCAAAACAGGGGCCCCCACAGCACAUAUAGAUAGGAGUCAUGAGAACAAAAUAAUAAAAAUAAAAAUAUGCACAAAUGGUUGAUAUGAAUGUCAACAUAAGGAAACAAGUCCUUUAUUAUCGUUUAUUCUUCGUAUGUGUCAGGCCAGAGUCACAAGUAAAAAUUAUCCCGUGUGAGGGGGUGUCGACAUAAACGUGUUCUACUGUACAUGUUCAUGUUGCUUUGCAUAGAACAUGUGCAGCAGGGGUGUCCCAAUACUUUUGCCCACCAUGUUGAGAGAAAAUGAUCCAUCUCGGGCUUGAAGAAAUAUUAAUAUAACUUCUGUGUAGCCAGGCCUGUCGUUUAUGGUGUGCUGUUCCAACAAUGGCGGCCGUACCUUCAGUAGGUGUUUCCUCGUCUUGUAAAUAUCAAGAGACCGGUUUUUCAUUUGGACAAAGUGUGCCAAACAGGACCAGGUGUCCGGUGGUUCUGCUCCAGUGGUUCGGUUGGGAUUUUUCAACGUGGAAUAUAAAGUUUAGAAGACGUGAAAGUUGUCGGUUGGAACGGUUCUAAAAGAUAGCCGUGUUGCUUCAGGACCACGGACAGCGCUCUUGGUCCUGCAUUGAGCCUCAGUGCUGUGUCUCAAAUGGAAUACUUCCAAAACUCUAUACUGUGGACUUAGUUAGUAAACACACAUAUUUUGACAGUGUAGUGCUGUACCAAAUCCAUUGCUGUCACUGCGCUCUUACCGGAAAUGACAAUCGCAAUACUUACCUCUUUUUUUCUCCAACUGGUUAGUACUUUCCACGGCUACAAGUUGCUUUUCAGCCGCCAUUAUUUCAACUUAGUCCCUCCCCUUUUUGCGACGUAGCCAGUAUGGCGACAUUCAGGUCCUGCAUUUUGCCGUACUUAUGCAUUCAAAAGACUUAAGUGUAAGGACAGAAGUGUACCAAUUGAGACACAGCCUCAAAAUGAAGCAGGCUUUAAGAAGUGCAUUUUUACCAGCACAGCAUUGGUACUUGAACACACCACCGUGACUCCUGAGCCUCCUUUAGUGUCAACGCGUGUUUGAUUUCUCUUCACAGAAAUAGUUAUCAUAUUUUAAUUCUGUGGACAGUUGAUAUCUUUACAUUGUGUAAUCCAGGUAAGGGUUGAUGUCAUGGUAUGUCAUCCAGUAAAAUUUGGAUUUCAUGACAUCACCUAAUCCUAUAAACAGUUGAUAUCAUUUCAUCAUGUAAUCCAGUGAACAGUUAAUAUCAUGACAUCGAAUCCAAUAAACCGUUCAUAACAUUACAUCUAUUCCAGUGAAAAUGUGAUAUCAUCGCGUAAUCCAAUGAAGAGUUGAUAUCACAGCAUCUAAUUUUGUGAACAGUAUCAUGUCAAGGUGUAAUCCAAUGAACAGUGGCUAUCAUGGCAUUUAAUUUAGUGACCAGAAUCAUGUUGUUGUGUAAUCCAAUGAACAGUGGAUAUCGUGGCAUCUAAUUUAGUGAACAGUAUCAUGUCACUGUGUAAUCCAAUGAACAGUUGACAUUAGGAUACUGUGUAAUUCAGUGAGAAGUGAAUACGGCAAUUAUCUUGAUAUCAUGGCAUCUAAACCAGGGGAACCGGUUCGAUAUCAUGACAAUUGUGUAAACCAGUGAAAAAUUGAUAUCAUGACACCAUCUAAUCCAUUGAACAGCUGAUAUCAUGCCAUUGUGUAAUACAGUGAACAGUUAAUAUGAAAAUAAUCUAGUGAACAGUUGAUAUCAUGACAUAUAAUCCAGCGAAUAGUCAUCAUGCCAAUGUUUAAUCCAGUGAAGGGUUGAUAUCAUGGUAUGUAAUCCAGGUAAGGGUUGAUAUCAUGAUAUUAAUUCAGUGAAGGGUGGAUAUCAUGACAUCACCUACUGAAAUAACAGUUGACAUUAUGACACUGUGUGAUUCAAAACAGUAUCAUGCUAUCGUGUAAUCCAAUGAAGAGUGGAUAUCAUGGCGUCUAAUACAGUGAACAGUAUCAUGCCAUCGUGUAAUCCAAUGAACAGUUGACAUUAUGACACUGUGAUUCAAAACCGUAUCAUGCCAUCGUGUAAUCCAAUGAAGAGUGGAUAUCAUGGUGUCUAAUUCAGUGAACAGUAUCAUGCCAUCGUGUAAUCCAAUGAACAGUUGACAUGACACUGUGUGAUUCAAAACAGUAUCAUGCCAUCGUGUAAUCCAAUGAAGAGUGGAUAUCAUGGCGUCUAAUACAGUGAACAGUAUCAUGCCAUCGUGUAAUCUAAUGAACAGUGGAUAUCAUGGCGUCUAAUUCAGUGAACAGUAUCAUGCCAUCGUGUAAUCCAAUGAACAGUUGACAUUAUGACACAGUGUUACUCAUGCCAUCGUGUAAUCCAAUGAACAGUUGACAUUACACUGUGUGAUUCAAAACAGUAUCAUGCCAUCGUGUAAUCCAAUGAAGAGUGGAUAUCAUGGCGUCUAAUUCAGUGAAUAGUAUCAUGCCAUCGUGUAGUCCAAUGAACAGGUGACAUUAUGGACACUGUGUAAUUCAAAGAAAAGUGAAAACGACAACUAUCUUGAUAUCAUGGUCUAAACCAUGGGAACCGGUUGAUAUCAUGACAAUUGUGUAAACCAGUGAAAAAUUGAUAUGACACCAUCUAAUCCAAUGAACAGUUGAUAUCAUGCCAUUGUGUAAUACAGUGAACAGUUGACAUGACAUUAAUCUAGUGAACAGGUAAAAUCACGACAUCUAAUCCAUGAACCAGUUGAUAUCAUGACAUCUAAUCCAGUGAACAGUUACAUUGCCAAUGUUUAAUCCAGUGAACAGUUGAUAUCAUGACAUUGUGUAAUCAAUAGUGAUGGCUGCCGGGAUCCAUCCAUAUGUAUAUAUAAAUAUUGCCAGUCACAAUUAGCUUGUGCUCAGCUGGGGGGGAAAAACAAAAUAAAAUAUAUAUAUACUUAUCAUGUCAUGGAACUGUUAUGAAGUGUUAUCACCUGUCAGCCAAAUGGUUUUGCUACAAAGCCACUACUUGGAGACAAUCCUCACUUUUGACCUGUGUGGUUUUCCCAUUGGCCUGUGGAGAACUGGGACGGACAGGCUCUUACCGGGAGGACUUGAGCUGGAUGCUCGGUACGCAAGCCUCCAGCUCAAGUCCUGCUGGUCAGUGUCUCCACGUGCAUGUCGCCUAUAACUUUGGGGACCUGGGGAUAUCUGCGCUGUAUAAACUUUGGGUGGUGGUCUGCACCUGGGGGCUGUGGAAUUGAGUGUGGUGCAGGUGUCUGUAUUUGGUUACACAGAUAAGAGGGAGGAGGUGUUUGUUAUGCGGGAUUCAUUUGUGGGAUUUUAAACAUAAACCUGAUCGGUUUAUGGCUAAUGGUCAAAUAUGUCUUGUGUUUAUUUGUUUAACUCCUUCCUGGCCGAAUAUCAGGUCCCACCCGUGACUCCUUAAUCAGCAUAGUGGCAGCGAUACCCGCGUUUGUUACACAUUGAAACAUUGAUAUCAUGCCAUCGGUAACACUUUAGUAUGGGGAACAUAUUCACCGUUAAUUAGUUGCUUAUUAAAGUAACAACGACUUAAUUUACAGUUAUUUAGACACUAAGGAAACAUAUAAGGGUUAGGGUUCGGGUUAGGGUGUCAUGAUCUGUGGUUUGGAUCAUGUUUCAUGUGUUAAAGGCCUACUGAAACCCACUACUACCCACCACGCAGUCUGAUAGUUUAUAUAUCAAUGAUGAAAUAUUAACAUUGCAACACAUGCCAAUACGGCCUUUUUAGUUUACUAAAUUACAAUUCAAAUUUCCCGGGAGUUUCGUCUUAAAAACGUCGUGUAAUGAUGACGUGUACGCAAGACGUCACAGGUUUUUAGGAAGUAUGAGCGCUGCGCACACACACAGCUAAAAGUCGUCUGCUUUAACGGCAUAAUUACACAGUAUUUUGGAGAUCUUGUGUUGCUGAAUCUUUUGCAGUUUGUUCAAUUAAUAUUGGAGAAAUCAAAGUAGAAAGAUGGAGUUGGGAAGCUUUAGCCAUUAGCCACACAAACACACAGUGAUUCCUUGUUUAAAAUUCCUUGAGGUGAAACUUUACUAUGGAUCAGAGCGUGGUCAAGCAAACAUGAAUCAUGACGGAAUGUCAACCAGCAGGUUUCGGUGAGAAAAUUGUGGUAAAAAGUUCCUUCUUACCGGAGAAAAGCUGAGCUUGUGUCGUCCAUGAAGCUGCCGUCGACUCCCGUGAGACAUCGGCGUCAAGACACCCGUGGACGUACACCUCCGACUAUCAGGCACUAUUUAACUCACUAAAACACUAGCAACACAAUAGAAAGAUAAGGGAUUUCCCAGAAUUAUCCUCGUAAAUGCCUCUAAAAACAUCGGACUCUGUCCCAAUGCAAUCGCGUUUUUUUUUGUUUUGUUUUUCUAGUCCGUCGCUUUAAAUAUCCUCAAACACAAAUCUUUCAUCCUCGCUCAAAUUAAUGGGGAAAUAUUCGUUUUCUCGGUUAGAAUAGCACUUUUUGUUGGAGGCUCCCAUUAAAAUCAAUGUGAAUAUGUGAGGAGCCCCCACACGUGUGACGUCAUCGUCUGCGACUUCCGGUAGAGGCAGGGCUUUUCUCUUAGCACCGAAAGUUGCAAACUUUAUCGUGGAUGUUCUCUACUAAAUCCUUUCAGCAAAAAUAUGGCAAUAUCGCGAAAUGAUCAAGUAUGACACAUAGAAUGGACCUGCUAUCCCCGUUUAAAUAAGAAAAUCUCAUUUCAGUAGGCCUUUAAGACUCACAUUAGUUCCUGUUUGCAUUGCCUUGUUUGUUUUGUUCACCAGUGUCUUGAUUAGUGCUCGCCCACUCACCUGCUUCCCGAGCACUAAUCAGAGGCAGUAUUUAAACCUGUCUCUGUCAGGCGGCUAGUUUUUUCACCCCAAAGUUCAUGUUGCUCCUUCAUGCCUUAGAUCCAUGCUCGUUUUCCUGUCAAGUUUUGUUUAUCGUCCACAGUUUUGUCUAAGUUGGGUUUCCGCCUUGUGCGCGCCUUUUCUUUGUACUUUUUUGUAUCUUCUGAGUUAAAGAUUAAAUCAUGUUUUUACCUGCACGCCAUUGCCCGAGUAGUCUGUCUGGCUUCCUGCGACCCACCAUCUUGACAUAGGGUUACUAAGGGAGGUUAUUGAGGGAAGACUCUUAGUUAAUAACUUACUUGUUGGUUGUAUAAUAAGGCGUCAGUACGUACUUAAAAAUGACUAAUCAAGAGCCAAUAUGUUACUAAUUUGCAUGUCAAUUAGCAAUUAAUGGUGAAUAUGUUCCGAUGAGGUGGCGACUUGUCCAGCGACCCCAAAAGGGACAAACGGUAAAAAAUGGAGGGAUGGAUUUUCCCUCAUACUGUCAACUUCUAAUCUUGUGAACAGUUAAAAUCAUGACAUUAAAUCCAGGAAUUAGUUGUCGUCAUGACAUGGUGUAAUCCAGUGAAGAGUUGAUAUCAUGACAUCUAAUCCAACUGUUGAUAUCGUGACAUUGUGUAAUCAAUGAAAAGUUGAUAUGUCAUCUAGUCCAGUGAACAGUCGAUAUCAUGACCUUGGCACAUAUCCAGCUGCUUGGCGUUAGCUUCCCUCCUUUGACAGUUGUCUGUUCUUCUAGCAAGUGAUACAGGUCGUGCUGUUCUCGGGGCUAAAGCAGACGUGAUAUUUGCUGCUUUGCUGUCUUUCUGCUUCAAUCGACCCCUUAUUUUGCGUCUGCUUGGUCCCCCCUCCGCCCGGCCCCACGGUCCCCGCCAGCCAGUCACUGACGACCAUGUAUUUUUGCGUGCGGAAGCACGUGAUGCACUACUUUGUACUGCCCAAAUGUGAACAUGUGAUCUUUAUUUUGGUGUGCGUUUUUUUUUUUUUUUUUUUAAUUAAGCUCUGCAGCUUGUGUACUUUUUUUCCCCUUAUUUGCCUUUUUUAUUUCUAACAUUUUCAAUUUGUUACAAAAGUCAAUGAUGUGCAAUACGCUUCCCGUCAUAUUGUUCCAAAAGUGUUUUGAUAUUAAAAAAAAUGUUCCAUAUGAAGAAUGGAGAAUUUACCGGAUAAAGUAUUUCCUGUGUGUUAUUUGCUCAGUGCUGCCACCCUGCGAGACGUCAGGGAACUACAUCAACAUUUGUGUACUGUAAUUCCUCAUUCACUAAAGCCUGGACUUUUCAUCAUCCUCGACUCUGUCCUCCAACUGAUGGUUUCCAUAGCGACGACCAUCUCCCGCUCCACCCUCCCUUUGUUCAUUGGAAAAUGUUUAACAAGCAUUUCAAAGUUUUUUUUGUUUUGUUUUUCAUCUCCAAGAUUGGAAAAACAGUGAUCAGGUUUUACAAAUGUCAAACUUGUCUAUGGUUGUUUUCUUAUUUAAAAACACAUCAUCCGGAGACUUCCUGCAGUUUCAUUUGUUUCACUACACAUCUGGUAUGUACAGAUAUAGUGGAUCCCAAUAAUGCAGAGACGAUGGCUAUACAGCAAAAAAGGUCUUUCUCUUUAUUCUUGAUGGUAAACACAAAAAGGCAGCGAAUGCAAAGCGAUCAACACACCAUAAAGAUACUACAAAGGGAAAUAACCAAAAUACAAAAAAUUAGGACGCUAGGCAAAGCUCAGAAAUAUUGGGCAGACAUGGGAAGCCUAGGUGUAAAGAAAAUAACUCUCCAGUGAGAGUAAAGUGUAUUUCUGGUCUCGUCAUCCUCGUCCGGACAGAAGGAUGAUGCUUUACUGAAGCAAAAGUUGCUUUAUUACAAGUAAGCACCAAGUCAUACAAGUCUGCAGCUCCCUGGAGGAACCGAGGUAAAAAAAAAUGAAGGACUCCUAAACUGGAGAAACCAAACCUUCAGUCUUAUAUUCCUAUUAUUGAAGCAGAGCGAUAAAUGAUGCAGUCAUAUUCACUCACACAUCUAAUCAUACACAUCUUGCUUUCAGUGUUUCAGUGCCAGUAAGGAUGGGGAUAGAAAACUGGUUCUUGAUCAGAUCCUGUUCCCGGUGUAUCAAUUCCUUGAAAUUCUUUGCCAUUUUUUUUCCAAACAGUUCCCUUAUUGCAGUGGUUCUCAACCUUUUUUCAGUGAUGUAGCCCCUGUGAAAAUUGUUUUAAUUCAAGUACCCCCUAAUCAGAGCAAAGCAUUUUUGGUUGAAAAAAAGAGAUAAAGAAGUAAAAUACAGUACUAUGUCAUCAGUAACUGAUUUAUUAAAUUGUAUAACUGUGCAAAAUA